This is a messenger RNA of Musa acuminata AAA Group (dessert banana), 3291 nucleotides long. RefSeq names its product receptor-like protein EIX2. Gene Ontology annotation, molecular function: protein binding. The transcript has 3 exons. Lineage: Eukaryota; Viridiplantae; Streptophyta; Magnoliopsida; Zingiberales; Musaceae. The record is from RefSeq and is a predicted model, not a curated record. Bases 186 to 2900 code for a protein of 904 amino acids.
GGCAAAGAUUGCUGUGGGUGGAGAGGUGUGGCCUGCGACAACACCACCGGCCAUGUCACCAAGCUCGACCUGCGCUACCCCUACACAUACGAUUUGUGGGAUAUGUUUAACGAUGGGGAAACAAUAGGCGUGAGCAAGCCAUUGCUACGUUGGAUCUGUCUUGGAAUUCCAUCAUCACGUCGACUAUGCUAAGCUGGCUUUCUAACGCCACCAGCCUCGAGAACCUUGUUCUUUCUGGCUGUUGGAGUUUCACUAUCGAGUCGGUACAAGUUGCUCUAGGAGCUCUCAGUAAUCUGAAGGAGUUGGAUUUGUCAUUCAACUCCCUUAAAGGAGAAAUUCGUGAAAUUCUGAACAAUGUCAGUAGCAGCAGUGGCCUGAAGCACUUGGAUUUGAGCUGGAAUCAAUUAUCUGGAGAUAUUCCUCCAGGGAGCCUUAGAGACCUGGAGUACCUGGACUUAUCAUUGAAUUUAAUUGUUGACGUGCAUAUCUUAGCUUCUCUGGGGAAUCUCACAAACUUGCGACAUUUAGACUUGGGGGGCAAUUCAAUCAGUGGAGAAAUUCCACCAAUCGUGGGAGAUGCUGUCCGAUUGGAGUACCUAGAUUUGUCCAAUAAUGGCAUCAACGGAAAAAUACCACAGGCCAUCGGCAACCUCAGUAACCUAUUGGAAUUAGAUUUAUCAGGCAACAAAAUUGUGGGAAGGAUACCACCGAGCAUCGGCAACCUCACCAACUUGGUAUACUUAGAUUUAUCAUACAACAAUAUUGUCGGUUGGAUACCACCGAGCAUCGGCAACCUCACCAACUUGGUACACUUAGAUUUAUCAAGGAAUAAUAUUGUCGGUUGGAUACCACCGAGCAUCGGCAACCUCACCAACUUGGUACACUUAGAUUUAUCAAUGAAUAAUAUUAGCGGAUACAUUCCAGAGACUUUGGGUACUCUCAUCCAUAUGGAGGAAUUAAAUUUGUUUAACAAUAGUAUUUCUGGACAAAUACCAGAAACCAUUGGGGAUCUUCAAAAUCUACGGAUAUUAUUUUUAAGCAAUAACCAUAUUUCUGGGCAGAUACCAAAGAAGAUCGGUAAACUCCAUCGCUGGCAAUACUUGGACAUGUCAUAUAACAACUUAUCAGGUCAGAUACCAACGAUGGGUGAUUUAUGCAAUUUGACCAUGUUAGAUUUGUCUCGCAAUAACAUUGGUGGAGAGCUUAUAAAUUCAUUCAACGGUUUGUCUACUUGUUCACGAGGUGCAUCUUUAUCAUCCUUAGUCAUGAAGGGUAACAAUUUGAGCGGGAUUAUUCCUUUAAGUAUGGGCCAAUUAUCUCAGUUAUAUGAGGUAGACCUCUCCUCAAACUCGCUGACAGGCAACAUCACCGAAGCACACUUUUUAAAUCUUACGAGCUUAUCAGAAUUGAUAAUCGCUUCCAACUCCUUGAAUAUCAUGCUACCGAAUGAUUGGCGGCCCCCUUUUAAUGCCUCCAUUAUCGAUAUGAGCUUUUGUCAUCUACGAGGGAAAUUUCCUACUUGGAUUCAGACUCAACAACAAUUGCAGAGUCUUUAUCUAUCCGGAGUUGGAGUCUCAGGCAACCUCCCUAUUUGGUUUUCAAAUUUCUCAAAAGGUUUAAACAAUCUUUACUUGAGCUCCAACCAUUUGACUGGUCAAUUACCUUCUGCUCCCCUAUUCAUGUUAGAUCUCUCUAAUAACUCAUUUGUGGGACCUAUUCCAUUAGACUUCAGAGAAGCUACAAACCUCAAAUUAUUAUCUUUGUCUCAUAAUCAUAUCAAUGAUAGUCUGUCUCCCUUCUUUUGCAAUAUAUAUUCACUUGAAGUCCUCGACCUAUCUAACAAUCACUUAAUUGGAAAAGUCCCAGAGUGUCAUAACUCAUUUCCAACCUCUCUACGAUCUUUGCAUUUAAAUAAUAACAAUCUAUCCGGAACUAUUCCUUCAUUUUUGAAAUACUGUGACCAAUUAAUUAACCUUGAUUUAGGUGAAAAUAAAUUAUUUGAUAAAAUUCCGAAAUGGAUAGGAAGAAACCUCUCGUCAUUGAAGGUUCUUCGUCUGAGGUCAAACUUAUUAUAUGGUGUUAUCCCUGAGAACAUAGUGAAUCUCACUUCUCUUCAGGUUUUGGAUCUUUCUUCCAACAAUUUAUCUGGUAGCCUACCAUCAUCUCUAGGAAAUUUCACUGCCAUGGUUGAGAUACAAAAUGAUACUAGGUCAAUGAUUCAUGUCAUCACCUAUUAUUAUACCGAGAGCAUCUUAAUAACCAUAAAAGGAUUAAAUGUUACUUACACAACCAUUCUCUCGCUGAUGACAUGCAUAGACUUGUCAAAUAAUCAUCUCUCUGGUGAAAUCCCAAAAGAAUUGACAAAACUUCUUGGAUUGCGCUUCCUAAACUUAUCCAAGAAUCAUUUGACGGGAAGGAUUCCAGAAAAGAUGGGUGACAUGACACUAUUGGAAUCGCUUGACUUAUCAGUGAACAGUCUCACAGGGGAGAUACCUUCGAGCUUUUCUUCAAUGCAUUUCCUCGCUCGUUUGAAUCUAUCUUACAACAACUUAUCAGGAAAAAUACCAACGAGUGGUCAAUUGUCGACCUUUGACUUGUGGACAUAUGUGGGUAACAAAGACCUUUGCGGUACGCCACUGCCAGAUUGCCAUGUUUAUCAAACUCCACCUGACGCUAGAGUUAAACAUGAAGAUGAUGAGAAGCUCGAAAAAUUAUUGGAGUACACCAGUAUUGUGGUUGGAUUUGUUGUUGGCUUUUGGCUGUUUAUUGGCACGCUCAUCAUGAAGCAGGCCAUCAGAUUCACUUUCUUCCGAUGGAUCGACAAGGCUAGCGACUUAAUCUAUGCUCAGUUUGCAGUAAAUCUUGCGAAGCUCAAACCCAAAUGGCAAACAACGACAUGAACUGUGGGACUCGCAGAACUUUGAUUCAGGUGUCACCUGAAUGCUCUACAUAAGUUCCCGAUUUGCUGUUAUUUUGGUGUUUCUAUAAUAAAAGCACAUUGCCACCAGUUCACCUGAAGUAGGAGUCAAACUAGAAGAAGAUGAUGAUGGUGAUAUGCUUGAAACAAUAAUAUUAGAUGUUACUAGCGUUGUCGUGGGAUUCAUAGUUGUUUCUGGGGUUUCUAUCGGCGUAGUGAUCGUGAACCAAGGCUUAAGGAUUUCUCUCUUCCAACAAAAUGACAACAUCUAUGGCUGCAUGCAGAUAUGUGCAGCUGAAAGCUUUAGUCCAAAUGACGAAGAAUCGAUUGAACUGUGGCGAAGUGCUAUGAUUGUCUAUGUAGACUUCAUGUAU